GCCUUGACGACUAGUACCAGGCCAGCCUGGCGCUAAGGUCUUCUUCCGCCGCCAUCCUCCGUCUUGACCCGAAGGGCAGCAGCAACCCGCACGAAAACAUGAGUUUUACAGUCGAAGAAAGGGGAAACCCGAACUCCUUGAGCUUCCGCUUGUUCUUCAAAAACGAUAAAGGAAAGUACAUCUCACCAUUCCAUGAUAUACCAGUAUAUGCUGAUGAGAGUCAGAACAUCUUCCACAUGGUUGUCGAGGUACCAAGAUGGACGAACGCAAAGAUGGAAAUUGCUACAAAGGACUUCUUGAAUCCAUUAAAGCAAGAUGUGAAAAAGGGGAAGUUGCGCUAUGUUGCUAAUGUUUUCCCACAUAAAGGCUAUAUUUGGAAUUAUGGAGCAAUUCCUCAGACAUGGGAAGAUCCAGCGCACAAAGAUGGAGACACCAGUUGCUGUGGCGACAACGAUCCCAUCGACGUUUGUGAAAUUGGCAGCAAGGUGUGCUCCCGUGGGGAUGUGAUCAGAGUGAAGGUGCUGGGUAUCCUGGCCAUGAUUGACGAGGGUGAAACUGACUGGAAAGUGAUUGCAGUCAACGUCGAGGACCCUGAAGCCAAUGACUUGAACAACAUUAGUGACGUCCAGCGCCUAAGACCUGGUUACCUGGAGGCAACAGUCGACUGGUUCAGGAGAUACAAAGUGCCUGAUGGGAAACCAGAAAAUUGCUUUGCUUUCAACGAGGAGUUCAAAGACAAGGACUUUGCCAUUGAAGUAAUCAAGAGCACUCACAACUUCUGGAAAGCACUCAUUUGCCAGCAGACUAAAGCUGGAGAACUCAACUGCAAGAACACGUGUGUCUCAGCUGGUGACAGCCCGUACUGCUGCUCAGCAGAUGAGGCCAAAGAUGCUGUUGGUCAAACUUGUCCUUGUGGAAAAGAAGAGCCCAUCCCUUCAUCAGUUGAUAAAUGGUUCUACUACGAGAGGAAGUAAUCCAGGAACUGUAUGAGUUUGGAGAAGAAAACUCAUAUGUGACAGAAAUACUUGAAGAAAAACUUUUAUUAGGAACCAGUAGGAUGGUUGGGGGUGGUUGGGUUAGGGUCAUCUGUCGUUUUAUAGACGGGUAAGGUAGUCGGUAAAUCCUGUAGAGGAGUUCAAGUGUAUUCAAGUCACGACCAACGUGUAUUUUACGCUUA
Nematolebias whitei (Rio pearlfish) is the source of this 1177-nucleotide messenger RNA. RefSeq names its product inorganic pyrophosphatase 1b (gene ppa1b). The transcript has 11 exons. The record is from RefSeq and is a predicted model, not a curated record. Bases 99 to 974 code for a protein of 291 amino acids. Gene Ontology annotation, cellular component: cytoplasm. Gene Ontology annotation, molecular function: magnesium ion binding; inorganic diphosphate phosphatase activity. Gene Ontology annotation, biological process: phosphate-containing compound metabolic process. NCBI's taxonomy places the organism in Eukaryota, Metazoa, Chordata, Actinopteri, Cyprinodontiformes, Rivulidae.